Messenger RNA from Ruditapes philippinarum (Manila clam), 5172 nucleotides. RefSeq lists its product as uncharacterized. Bases 2192 to 4321 code for a protein of 709 amino acids. Lineage: Eukaryota; Metazoa; Mollusca; Bivalvia; Venerida; Veneridae. The transcript has 8 exons. The record is from RefSeq and is a predicted model, not a curated record.
UGUUUAAAAAGGAAAAAACUGUGUAGCAUCUGAUUUUAUUUUUUGAUUUUGGUAUAUUUUUCAUAGUUUUCAAAUAGAUGUUAUUCGUUUUUUUUGUCAUUUUCGCGACAAAAACAAUGAAAAACACAAGGCAAUGUGCCAGAAAACCAGAAGGUGGACAUGUACAUUUAAUUUAUUGCUGUGUGAUAUGUAUAAUUAUGUUAAUUAUUAAAAAAUGCAUUUAUUUCAGGUGUGUGAUUACGGACUUUGGUUAGUGUUUUGUUUUCAUUGUGACACACUGCCAGUCAGUUGCUUGCCGAGACUCUUUGACCCAUAGUAUGAGUAUGAAAAUAAUAACAAGGGAAAUAAAUAAAUAAAUAAAUAAAUAAAUAAAUUUGAAUGACUCAAUGUAAAAAGGGUAACUGUAAAGGGUCAAAACUAAGUAAGGGUUUAACAUAAGGUAAGGUCAAAGUCAUGUACUUUUGUAAGUAAAAGAAAAUUCAAUUUUGUCCAAGCGAAAAGCGCUGUAUACUUUUUAACAAACGGAACAGAAAACUGUUACGAAGACUCUAAAAACAGUCCAUUGUAGAUUGACCAGGUAUUUGAUUAAUGUUUUUAUAAGUAGGAUGUCGAUAUGACAAAAAUAUAUAUUUAUCAACUGUGUUAAGAUAAAAAGUUGAUAAAUGUGAAAAGGUAACAGUAUUGAAAAAGGAAUAAUUGAUCACCAAAACAGAAAAAUGUAUUAAAGGUCCUUUAUGGUGUAUUUGAGGUUGAAACCACACUUAAGUGAAAUUUUAUGUAUGUAUAUAAUAAUGCUUGUAAAACAAUUUUAAAUUACCGAAGAUUAUGUAAAAUAUGUACUGCAAAUAUUUGUCCAAAUCAUAUGUAAUCGUUAAAAUAUUUGCAUUCAUGUCUUAUUGAAACAUUUGACUUAGACUUUAUAGAAAAUAAAUUUCUUAUUACCUCCCUUUAUUUACACGAAAUGUAAAUUCGGUAAUAUCUUUACAAAUAAUGCUUUUUGAAACUUACAAUAUUGAUUAAUCUUCAUUUGAGUAUUAUGCUCAUACAACAAUUGAGUUACAGGAUCUUUCUUGCAUAUCAGACUGGCGUUUCCGUAAGUUUUACCCAUGCCGGAAAUUUCAUCUGGCAUGGGGGGUUCCAGAUGAGUCGCGUGCUGUACAAUGGCACGCUUUGGAUGACGUCAUUUUACCGUUAUGUAUGAAGUUGUAAUUCAUACGCUGUUGUAAGAAAGUAGUUACGGUUGUAAUGAUAUAAAUUUUCAUUGAAAAUAAAGAUAAAGAAUUUAAAAUAUAAUGGAAUAUGGUAGAAUAUGCAAGAAAAAACAUCUGACAUAUGUUUGCGGUUCGGAUCGGAAUAUCCGUCCCUCGGACACCCGCCCAUGGGCGGUAACUCGGCAAGCCUCGUUACCGCCCAAUGGGCGGGUCACCUCGGGACGGAUAUUCCGAUCCGAACCGCAAAAUAUGACAGAUUAUAUUAUUAAAACAUAUACUUUUAUGAUUAACGCGUAACAACUAAUAUCGGAAAAACCGAUUUGUUCAUUAGAGUGAGAAGUGUGCAUGAUUUUGUUAGAAAGAAAAACGGUAUUUUGAGAAAGGAAUGUUAUUAUAAUUGAAAUAUUUAAUAUUGUGAACAUUGUUUUUAGUCAAAACAAAAGCUGACAAAAGAACAAACACAUAGACAGGCAGUAUGAAAGCGAAGAACAGCAAAUAGUGUAUAGCGCCAUUGAAACAUUCAAAAAUUAACAUGAAAUGCAGAAAUGUACAGAUAAAUAGAAUAAAUGUGGGAACGAAUGAUAAAAAACAACUAUUUUCCAAAUUUCUACUUACAAACAAUGUAAACCUGUUAUAAAUUAUGUCAAAUAUUUGCUGGUCAUGCUUUAAUUAUAGAAUCUAAUUUCAUUCCGAUAAAAACACUUUAGAAUUCUUUAAAAUUCUCGGAAGUCACCGGAAGAAAGACAUCAGAUUUUAUUUUAAAACAUCAUUUUCAGACACCAGCAUUGUUUCAAACAGGGAUAAAUGAAUUAACUAUUUAAGACUGAGACUUCUGUUACGGAACGAAAAUUCAAUCAUCAGAGGACAAGCACAAACAACUAAUAAAAGUUUAAGACAAAAUACUCGGAGAUUUUCGAAAGAGGAAAGCACCUGUCAAUACGAAUACGAAAUGCAAUAAGGGAUCACUGCUUUUUCCAUCAAUGGCGCAAAUUAGAGCAUCUGCAUCGCAGUUAAAGGCAUCUACAUGGCCAUCUAGGGCAUGUCCUGUAACUACAGUAUCUCAAUGGUCAGCUGAAACCCUGCCUAUGAUACAUACACCUGCGCAAAAGGCACCUUCAUUACCGACGGACAUGGGGAAACAGUCGUUGGAGCAACAUUUCCACCUGGCAAAUGAACAAGAAGGUUUGAUUGGAAAUCCUAAUCCAACAAUAGACCAGCAGAAAGUAAAAGAAAAUGGGCAUAUGGUGCAUGACGUCAGUGAGGAAGAUCAAACAUUUGAUCAACAGUCAGAAAAUGCUGAUAGAGCAGAAAAUGGAAAAACCCAAAACGGAAAACGUUGUCAGAACAUCGACAAAAGUGACAAAAAUCCUGAAUAUUUAUUUGUUGACGUGAAUGAAGUGGUGCAUUAUAAAGUACCCUUAAAAAGGUUGCCAAGAAUACAUCGUCUACAGGGUUGUGUGGGAACUCUUACGAGUUAUUGUGAAGGCAUUGAAAAUAAAAUAGGACUUCCUAAUAUGGGAGAUACAGGUAUGGAACAUCGGGAAUAUAUUGAUAUUUUCAGCCAGGACAAUACCUUUGAGAGGAAUAUGCUCAUCGAGGAUCUUGAUUAUACAAAUACUGAAAUGUACCGGAUCGCAACUAGGAAACGUGAUGUUGCUAGAAGCAAAGAAGUUGUUGGAAUUUUUGUGAAUUCCGAAGGUAUUCAAUUUGUUGAAUCAGUUACUGACAGUACUAUUUUUGUAUACUCUGACUCUCAUAUCGAAAAAGAAGAGGACUACGAAAACGCGAUAGGUAGUUUGAUGGAAGUCAUCAUAAUGAGACCAUUGAUCGGCAAAAUUGCACUUUUUCAUAGACUACGGAGCAUCACUCAUGCUGAAGGAAAUGCUAAAGACUUCUCUGCAGCUUCUCUUAUAAGGGAAUUUCCGGAUCUCUAUCCUGAUCCGUCUUUUUCGUUGCAAACAGCAAAUGAGACAACCGGUUCAGACGUAUUCUAUCAAAGCAUCAACAAAAAUAAAACCAGCAUUGAAAGGUUGUUAGGUGAAAUGAUCGCACUGUCUAAAAGAAGCAAUCUCCCUGAAGAAAUUAAGCCUGUUUUUGAAGAGUACCAGACACCAAUUGUUCCUGAAGAAGUAGCAAAAGACCUUUUCAAAUUAGACGAAGCCAUUACAUGGUGUGGAUUUCGAUACCGCACAUUUCAUAUAUAUAUUAAGCAAACCUCAAAUGAAUCAGAGGAAAGGGAACUUGCAAAGAAAAUUUCCAAAUUUGUAGCAACACAUGGCAUUAAGAAAUAUAACCUUAUUUAUAUUAAUGGCGAUUUGGAAGAAUACAGCUACAUAGGUUCGAUGAUACGUCCUAAAAUUCAAAAGGCCAAAGAAGCUCCAAGCAAAGCUGAAUGUAAAGCACAAGGGGAAGCCAAAGGGGAAAAACGGGACCAUUGUGCAACUUUGGGAUGUUUUGCAUCACGCAAUUGCUCUUCUGUUUGCGCACUGAUUUCAAAGCACGUUGUAGUACAUUUCGGAAACGAAAUAUUUGAUAAGGAUAAAAGGCUUUUGGGGAGAGUGAUACCAGAAACAGGGCAUCAAGGAGAUUAUGACAUCGCUGCCGCAGAGAUAAUUGAUGAACGACUGCUCAAUUUAGAUACCAGCUUUAGAAAUUAUGAUGGUGAAAUAAUACGUGCCAGUCUAGGUGAAAUAGACGAAACUAUGCAGGAUCAUGCUGUUUAUCUAAGAGGAGCAAAGACUAAAUUAGGCGUAGGAACAAUAGAAAUACCAAUCUUUUUAAAGAAGGGUGUAAAAUACCACACAAAAGUACAACCUGGAAGCUACUUACUUAAGAAACCAGAUGGAAGAUUAGCUGAAGAAGGAGAUAGCGGUUCAAUACUUUGUUAUGAUGACCUUGAUCAAAAUGUUCGUGUUUGUUCAAUGCUUAUCGGCAAGUGUGGUGAAGAAGAAUCCUACUGUUUUUUACCAUUGUCACAUGGUUUGGAACAGUUAAGCCAAAAAACAAACGAUGAGUUUAAGCUUAUAACUCACAUGGAAAACUCUCCUGCGCAAAUUCACGCAGUAGGAGACUGUUUGCAAGCAUCAGGGUCAUGUAAAUACCUAACAUAGUGAUCAUAAAUUAAAACAAAACAUAUCGCGAGUUUAGACAAAUUAUGUCUGGGAUUAUUAUGUUGAUGCUGUUUUACAAUGGACUACUUGUUAGCUCUCCUGAGCAUUAAUUGCUUAGAUGUGGGAUUUUGUGAUAAAGUCGUCGUAUGCCGUCGUAGAUAUCAAACAUAUUCUUUGAACAACUUCUCUCCUUAUAGCACAAUUUCUAUUUGAUAGCCCUCUACAAAGUUUAUUAAAAUGCUUUAAGUAGGUCAAAAUAGCUUGAAAUAAAUUUUAAAGUGAAUUAUUAAAAACCAUUCAGGAACAUAUACAUUGUGACUUCAUUACCUUCUCUUUUAUAAAAGAAAAGAUGUUAUCCUAAACAUUAAAUUUACCAAAUGCUAAGUGCAACACAACUAUUUUCAAGUGUUUAAGUUUGUUUGUACAUAAAUAUUAGCUGGGUGAGGGGAAACAAAUAUUCGUAUUUCUGGAGUAAAAAAGUAGAUCCCUCGGAAGCAAUAAAACAACAAUAGGGCGUGAUAAUUGCCAUGGUUUAAUGACAAGUGUGAAGUUAAACGGAAUGAUUUUUAUCUAUUUUUAAAUCGUUAAAUGAACUAUGAAACGAAUUCAUGAAGUAUGCGCAAGGAGCCGGUAAUAUUUUUGUUUGUAUGCAUUUUAAAAGAAUGUAUUCGUGAUAGCAAUCUCCAAUAAUGUCACGAGCGUCUAGAAAAUCCAAUUCGUGCAAGUUUUUUUUUUAUGCCCCCACAAUGUGGGAGCAUAUAGCGUUGCACUUGUCCGUCCGUCCGUCAGUCCGUCCGUCCGUACGUCCCGAAAUCUUGUGAACGCAACUCCUCUUAAACCGGAUGGCAGAU